Messenger RNA from Plasmopara halstedii, 198 nucleotides. RefSeq lists its product as uncharacterized. Bases 1 to 198 code for a protein of 65 amino acids. The transcript has 2 exons. Lineage: Eukaryota; Oomycota; Peronosporomycetes; Peronosporales; Peronosporaceae. The record is from RefSeq and is a predicted model, not a curated record.
AUGGUCAUGGUCAAACCUAUAGAAUUUUCAACCCUCAUGUGUCCGGCCCUUGCGAGUUUUAAGACUUGCGGUCUCACUCCAAGAGUUUCAACUACGCCCGAAGCGGACACGGGGCAUUGUCAUACAUGCUCGCAGCACAAUCUUUUGUCGUCACAAAAUGCUUCGCGUCCGACAGAUGAACUCGUGAUACGGCUUUAG